Messenger RNA from Pleurotus ostreatus (oyster mushroom), 231 nucleotides. RefSeq lists its product as uncharacterized. NCBI's taxonomy places the organism in Eukaryota, Fungi, Basidiomycota, Agaricomycetes, Agaricales, Pleurotaceae. Bases 1 to 231 code for a protein of 76 amino acids. The record is from RefSeq and is a predicted model, not a curated record. The transcript has 3 exons.
AUGGGUUCAAUAUUCUCAGCCAUCGGACGCGGCAUUAACGCCAUUAUCGGUGCCAUUGCCAAUGUUAUCAUGACCAUAGUCAGCGUCAUAACUACCAUCAUCGUCACAAUCUUCGACGUUAUCAUGGACAUCAUCUGCUGUAGAUGCUUCGGCUCGCGCCGCAGCGGACGCCGGACAGGCCGCUCGAGGGGCUUCGGAAGUCGCUCCUCGAGGCGGACAGGAGGAAUCUAA